This is a messenger RNA of Magallana angulata, 1218 nucleotides long. RefSeq lists its product as uncharacterized. The transcript has 6 exons. Bases 1 to 1218 code for a protein of 405 amino acids. The record is from RefSeq and is a predicted model, not a curated record. NCBI's taxonomy places the organism in Eukaryota, Metazoa, Mollusca, Bivalvia, Ostreida, Ostreidae.
AUGUGCAGACGAGCAGACAGAGAGUACAGCAAUAAUGACAGGUUGUGCAGCUGUCAUUUCAAAGAUGGGAAGAAAGAAUUUGGACCUACCAUUUUUGCAUAUAGCAAAAAUGUUGGGUAUUUUCCAGAGGUGUACACACCUAAAAGAAAGAAAGUGGACAGUGUAUCCUCCAUUUCCCACCAGAUGCCAAGUGAUUCAGCUUCAGGGUCAGAUGUUGGACAUAAUCCCGCUCUGGAUCACAAUUACUGUGACCAUCAUGAUGACACACAAGAUCAUUCACAUGAGGUGUCCAUCUUAAAGAAUCAGAUCGCAAGUCUCCAAGAAGAAAUUGAAAAUAUGAAAAUACAAACACCCAAAAUGUCAAUCAAAGAUAUAAUAAAUGACACUGAGAAGAUGUUGCUCUACACCUCAUUCCCAGCUGAUGUGUUUCAAGUUGUUGUCAGUAUGCUCUACAGAAUGGCACCGUUUAACUAUUACUCUGGUUGGGCUGUGACCUGUUUUUCCAUUGAGGACCAAUUGUUAAUAACAUUAAUGAAGCUGCGGCUUAAUUAUCGUGACUUGGACUUGUCGGUACGAUUUGCAACAAGCAGGGCAACUGUGUCAAAUAUCAUUAACACUUAUGUUUCAGUCUUGCAUGAAAUCUUCUUUGACAGCAUUCUUAAGGAAAAAGGUAUUCCAAGUCAGAUUAAGUGCAAAGGAUCAAUGCCCAAGUCCUUUGAAGAGUUCGCGUCAGCUCGAAUAGCUAUGGAUGCUACCGAGAUUAUUCAAGAUGUGCCAUCUGACAUGAACUCACAGUCCUUGUCUUACAGUAGUUAUAAGAGCAGACAUACUGUCAAGGCAGUUACAUGUGUUUCACCCAAUGGUGCACUUGUGUUCUCAUCUGACUUGUACCCUGGUUCAACUUCAGAUGCAGCCAUCGUUGAUCACUGUGGAGUGUUGCAGCAGCUAAAAGCCGGAGAUCUCAUAUUAGCCGAUAAAGGUUUCAACAUCUACGACAAACUUCCUUCUGGUGUCUCCUUGAAUAUUCCACCAUUUCUUUCACAAAAAGCACACUUCACCAAAGAGGAGGCAGCAUUAUGCUACAAGAUAGGAAAAGCCAGGAUUCAUGUCGAGAGAGCAAAUGAGCGCAUCAAAAACUAUGAGAAUCUUAAUCACAUUCCAGCUCAGUAUCGACACAUGUCUACUAAAAUAUUUCAGUUAUGCUGUUGUCUCAUGUAA